AUGGACAUUGUCCUACGCAACAUAGAAUCUGCACUUUUCAACUCAAAAAUGGCAAAGUACUCAAAUACAGUAUAUCAAAUCAAGAAUAGUAACGUAGAAGAAAAAGAAAUGCUCAAGUCUCUUCUAAAGCAGGGCAAUUGCAAUGAAAACCAUACAGUUGUAGAAAUUGACUACUCACCGAUUUCAGAAAACUUCAGUAAGAGAAAAGGUGAUUUUGCUGGUGUUGAAGAGUUUACCUUUGGUGAAAAUCAGCCUAGAAUUAGAAUUCGAAAUUCUCCCCUUUAUAUUUAUGGCAAAUAUGUUAAAAUGUCUAGAGAAAUGUGCCAGACACCCUUGUUUAUCAAUGGUGUUGAAAAAACCUGCAAAAACGUAUCAGAUUUUAGUGGAAAUUUUCAAAAAUUUUUUGGAGCCUCCUCAGUGAAAUUCAUGGGAUGUGGCAGAGAAGACAUUGAUGUUAGGUGCUUAAAAGGUAGACCAUUCGUCCUGGAGAUUGUCAAUCCUACCAGGAACCUUAAUCCGGACCAAAUUUCAGUAAAGCUGUACAAAGAAAUUGACAUUGUGGAUUGCUAUGUCGUUAAAAGAGAAUGCAAGGACUUUAUAAAUUGCACAUCACCUCAAAAAUUUUAUAAUUUGCUGAUAUUUUCAGAAAAUAAACUUAAUUUUGAAAAAAUUUACAAUAUUGAACAGAAAACACCCUUAAGAGUACUUCAUAGAAGAGCAAAUAUGGUUAGAAAUAAACAGAUUGAAGUAUUAAGAGUGAGUAUGCUUGAGAAAGAUGGGUACUAUUAUGAUAUCGACAUUAAAGCCUCCUCGGGGGCCUAUAUUAAAGAGUGGGUCACUGGAGAUUUUAACAGGACAAUCCCAAAUUUAGGUGCUGAUUUGCUUGAACUGGAUGUUAUUUGUGUUGAUCUCGAAAUUCCAAAAGAGUAUAUCAUCAAUAAAGUUAAGCUUGAAAGACUAAAGGAUAAUUAA
Molecule: messenger RNA, 972 nt
Organism: Vittaforma corneae ATCC 50505
Lineage: Eukaryota; Fungi; Microsporidia; Nosematidae
Product: TIGR01213 family protein
Exons: 1
Coding region: 1-972 (323 amino acids)
Biological process (GO): tRNA pseudouridine synthesis
Molecular function (GO): pseudouridine synthase activity
Source: RefSeq, a predicted model, not a curated record